AUGCCCCUCCUGGAGCUUGCGGCCCGCUUCAUGCGGCCGCUGUUAGCAUGGAUUGAAGCUACCCCCGUUCAUGUCCUUCUCGUCUGCUUCAUCUUGCUCAUUCUCCUAGGCCUUGCUUGUCUUUUCGUCCUCCUUCACCUUGUAGCGCCCAAACCCCGACCCGUCAUCCCGUCUGAGAAAACAUACAUCACAUCCAGCCCCUCAGGAAAGCCAACAACAGCUCGACAGCUGCCAUGCUGGUACGAUCGCUGGCUAGCUGAACGUCGCCUCCAGGAACAAAAGCAUGUUCGUCCGCAAGAAGCGUAUCCAGCCCCGGAUGCUGGCAGCAUUGAGCCUGCCGAACUGCGACUAAGUGUCGUGUUCCCUGCGUACAACGAGGAGGACCGAAUUUUGCCCACGCUGGAAGAAGCCGUAGAGUAUUUGGACAAGCAUAUAGGGCGAAGCACCACCGCCAAGGGUCCGUUUAGCCCCAGCAGCCGACGCCACCAGCGUGGACAUUCGAGUGCUGCCAAGUCGAACGCGGAGCUGGGAGGUUACGAGAUCCUGAUUGUCAAUGAUGGGAGCAAGGACAAGACUGUGGAGGUGGCACUCGAUUUUGCUCAUAAGCAUGACCUCCAUGAUAUCCUUCGGGUCGUGACUCUGGUUAAGAACAGGGGCAAGGGCGGAGGCGUCACCCACGGCCUACGCCAUGUAAGAGGCGAAUAUGUAUUAUUCGCCGAUGCCGAUGGUGCCUCCAGGUUCAGUGACGUGAGCAAGUUGAUAGAGGGUUGUGAAGAGGUUAUCGACGGCUCCUUUCGAGGUGUUGCCAUUGGAAGUCGCGCUCACCUGGUUGGUAGCGAAGCCGUGGUCAAGCGCUCUGCUCUGCGUAACUUUCUAAUGCGAUCUUUCCACCUGGUUCUCACCAUCCUCACGCCACCUGCAACAUCACGCAUUCGCGAUACUCAAUGCGGCUUCAAGCUGUUCUCACGCGAGUCCCUACCCCACAUUGUACCUUACAUGCAUGCCGAGGGCUGGAUCUUCGACAUUGAGAUGCUGAUGCUUGCUGAAUCGGCGCCCGCUACGCCCGUUCUCGGUAGCGAUGGCGGUGUUAUUGGCACCAGUCCCGGGAUCAAGGUCGCCGAGGUGCCUAUAGAGUGGCAUGAGGUGGGUGGAAGCAAAUUAAAUGUCAUCCAGGACAGCAUCAAGAUGGCCGUUGGACUGGCCGUCUUGAGAGCGAGCUGGAUGAUGGGCGUCUACCGAAGACGGUUAACAUAG
Molecule: messenger RNA, 1254 nt
Organism: Metarhizium robertsii ARSEF 23
Lineage: Eukaryota; Fungi; Ascomycota; Sordariomycetes; Hypocreales; Clavicipitaceae
Product: glycosyltransferase family 2 protein
Exons: 3
Coding region: 1-1254 (417 amino acids)
Cellular component (GO): endoplasmic reticulum membrane
Source: RefSeq, a predicted model, not a curated record